Auxenochlorella protothecoides is the source of this 234-nucleotide messenger RNA. RefSeq lists its product as hypothetical. Bases 1 to 234 code for a protein of 77 amino acids. Lineage: Eukaryota; Viridiplantae; Chlorophyta; Trebouxiophyceae; Chlorellales; Chlorellaceae. The transcript has a single exon. The record is from RefSeq and is a predicted model, not a curated record.
AUGGACACGUGCAGCGCACACCACCGAUGGUCAGAUCCAGCCCUGGGCCUCGCAUCGCAGCCCCUGGACACGGCGUGCCCCUCGCUGCAAGAGCUGGGGCGGGCGCGACUGUGCACACUGGCACUCACACCAGUUCAUGGUCUGCCUUGUGUGAGGGCGGAGCUUGAUUGGACCGGGAGGCGUUACCCCGCUCUCCUGGCACCACAAAAGGAUCUCAGAUCUUUUCCUUGGUGA